GCGGUGGGUGGAACUGCCCGUGAGGUCUGACUGAUGAGCGGGAACGGAGGAGCAAAUCGAGGCCUCCUCUUCUUUCAUCGGUCUCUGCUCGUGAGCAAAAUGUGAAGACUGGCUCCAGUACACCAUAUCUCAAAGCUAGUCUGCCUAGUACGUUGUAGCUUGUGGAGUUUUCAUACACUUCCUCUCCAGCCAUGCCGUUCAUGAGGAUCGGAGGUACUUGUUUGACUGGGUAGUCGUUGGAGGAACGUGGGUCCUCUCUCUCUCCACAUUGGAUUUGUAGCAGCCGCGAGGAAAGACAGUGAGUGGAGUGGAGUAACGACGUGUGACGCCUUCAGAUCGGCUUAGUUGCCAUUGAGUGUGCUUAAGACGUUGGACCUGAGAGCUUAACACGACGUAGGUCUCGUUUUGUUUUUGUUGAAAUGUUGUUUUAUGGUUAAAUCGAGAUUGGAAAACGAGUCGUCGCAUCACUUCUUGCUUUCAAAUUCAGUUCCAAGAGCUCAUGUGAUUAUCGGACAACGAAGGAGCUCCAGGGAUCAAAAUUUCGAAAAGCAUGUUCAUCAUGUUCCUGGCGAGUGCACUCGUCGAUCCUCUUGGCUAAUUCAGCAAAAUCGCAUUAAGUCCAAGUGCCACCACGCAGGUGUGUGUGUGUGCGUGUGUGUGUUAAUAGCACUGGUGUAUUUAGCGGUCUAAAAAUGAGGAACAAUUCCUUUGACACCAAAGCAUGUAACCCCGAAUCUGGAGUUAGGCCAAUUCCUCCAGUGUCCUCAAAAACUACUCCACCUACCUCUCCACCUUCACGUGUUAUUACAUCGCCGAAAGGAUCCUCCAAGGCCAGUUCUGGUUCAAGUUCCAGCUCGAGUGCCACGGGAGCCGUCAACAAAGAGAAGACCAUUUGCACGGUGUGCGAGGUUGAAUCUGACAACCAUCAUGUUCAUUAUGGUGCACUGGCGUGUUUCAGCUGCCGGGCUUUUUUCCGGCGAGCUCACAAUAAAGGCGAUGGGAUCCCGGGAUAUGUUUGCAAGAAAGAUGGAAAGUGCAAUGUCACGGCUAAAAAUCGAAAAAAAUGCCAACGAUGUCGUUAUGACAAGUGUGUUGACAUGGGUAUGAACCCCAGUCUAGUUCUCACUGAUGACCAGAAAAAGGUCAGAUUUAGGAAAAUGCUCGAGAAAAAAGGUUCUUUAGGGUUUCCAAGAAAACGAGCCAAUAACCAGCCAUCUUCCAGUGACGAAGAUAGCGGGGACGAGGAUGAAAAAGGAGCCUCCGGUCAAGAAGCAAGAGAAAAGAAGGCUUAUAAAGAGGAGAAGCCUACAUCUUCCAAUAUUUAUCAAGGAUAUCCAUUUCCCGACCUAGGCUUUGUGGGGGCCAGCGACUUCUCAGCGGCGGGUUCAUCAGCCGGAAGAUUGGAACCAAUGACCCAUUUUGGAAAACCAGACUUCUGUGGCACACUUGGAAUACACAGUCGGCCACCAAGUUUAUUCUCCUUCUAUGGCUCGGUUUCGACCAAUCAAAACAUGUGUGUGAAUGACUUUCCAUCAGAGACAGAGAUCAAACAUGAAACAGUGUCAGAGUGUAUCAAUGGAUGGCCACAACAACAUUUCCCAAUGGCAGGAGACAUGGGCUCACCCCUUUUACACCACAAUCAACAACCCCUUCAAUUUAAUCCCCCAUCGCAAGGGAAUGCCAUCAGCAACCUGAAUUUUGACACUACAAUGCAGUCUUUACGUGCUCUUCUAGAGGUUUCCACGGACACCUCUGCCCAACAGUGCAAUAGCGCCAAUUUGUUAGAGCCCUCACCUGAAGCCCUGGAUACACCAAAUCCAGCUCCAAUGGAGCAUUUCCACUCUAAUCCUGAAUCUGCGUCCGAGCAACGUAAUCCAUGGAGUGUCAAUUAUGAGGUCUUUGGCACGAUUGUUCGAAGUUUUGCCACCGUCAUGAAUUUCAUUAGCCUUGAAGCAGACACCCAAGCCAGGUUCAUUACCCUACACUAUGGUGAUGAGAACGCUAUUUCAAUGGAAGAUAUUAAACAAGUGGCUGCCUGCUUUAAGGAACGGUUUAGUCAGUUUGCUCAUCAUUUCCCUCAGUUCCACAACUUACCUCAAGAUGAUCAACGUCAGCUUUUGGAACACAACAGUCCUCUAUUUGUGCAAUACAUUUUGGCUCGAUAUUUUGGGUCCAAAACAGGAUCUGAACAACUAUCCUGGUUGCUGGGAGAAAGCAUCCCUGACAUAAUGGCCUCCAUUCCUUUGUCAAAGGUUUCGCUGGCGUCAAUUAACAAAGUGAUCGGCCUCUUCCAGAAAAGAUGUGAUCUAUCAUCAUAUGAAAACUUAGUCGAACAACUUGGAUCCCUCGGUUUAGGAUUAAUACACAACUCAAUUGUGGCAAUUGUCAUCCUCUUCACACAAACUGAAGAUAUGAACCUGACUGAAGCAAUCAAAGUGCAGGAGGUUUUGGAAAGCAUGGUUGACUUUGCGUCCCAAGCAGAGAAUCUUCGUGCACCAUUAGCUCCAAUUCCCAAGGAAAAGCUCGAAAAGCUAAUUGACAUCCUCAUUGUUAUUUCUAAAUUUUAUUCCAAAGGCACUAUCAAUAACAUGCCACAAACAACAAGUGAACAAUUCAACGAAAUGCGAAGUUCAAAUGACGGAACAAACACAACUCAAGUUCAUUUGCCAAUCAAAACUGAGGAUGUUUAUCCAACAGAGUUGGAAAUGCCUUAUACAAUCGAAGAAGAAGCAUGGCUCAAAAAUCAGCUUCACAUGUUCCAAGCUGCUUAUAGUGAGGUAUCCCUUGGCGACGAUUUGGUAAACGAAUUUGUCAUGUUCACCUAUGACGUACCUUUGUCCAAGCGUUUCGUACCUGCAGAACUUUCGACAUUCAUGGAGAGAACCCGAAGAAUCUUGAAAUUUCAUCCGGAGUUCGAAUGCUUGACGACAACCGAGCAAGCCAACCUACUAAAGAACAACUGUAACAAAGUAGUUGCUCUGUGCUCAGUCAAAUCAGAGUCCUUCCCAACCGGGUAUCAGCAACUUCAGUUUUGUUUUGGAAAUAUGGAUGAGGCCAACUGGAGUCAAAGACUCGCUCCAUUGGUUCAAGAUCAGGAGAUGAAGAAAGUGCUCAUUGCAGACUGGAAUCGAACCACAAAGGCCAUGAGCUCCGAUGAACUUUUCUACUACCUCAAUUCGACUGGCAACUUAGCUUCCAAUUUGGAAGAUUGCGAAACUUUCAAGAUUUUGUCCCUGAUCUCUUUGUUUUCGCAAGACUCUUUUGAGGCACAAAACCAGACACCCAAUGUCAAAAUCAGAGCCGUGGAGAAAAAGUAUACCACCCUUCUUCAACGCAGGGCAAAGGAUUCAUACAACCAGGUGAAAAACUGUCUCGAGAAUGUGAAUGAGUUGGCUAACAUCUUUGAAAAGCUGAGGACUUUCUAAGUCUAACUCACCAAUGACAGGGCCCUAAUGUCUUUGCUUAAGCAAAACCCAGACAUCUCCAAUUGAUAUUUCAAGGAUAAUUCCGUAUCAAUGCUAUUCCUUGAUCUCAAUUCCUGUUUGCAUUCACGGAAAAAACACGCACUUCGAAGGCAUCUUUGUUCAAUAUUUGCUCAAUGUUUUCGGACUUAUUUAAAGAGCCGAUCACUUUCUUCUUGUCGGAGCAAAGCACCCCUGUGUGUUUGGAAUCUAGUCUUUUGUGCUUACAUUCAAACCUACUGAAACAAUUCCCCAAUUGCCCCCCCCCUUCUCUGGCUGACUCACCUUUGAGAAAAAACACGCCCUUCUCUACCCUCUAUUGAAUCCCACACUGACCUCUCACAGUAACAUAAGAUCCACCCAUAAUUGAAUGAGCGAAUGUGAUGUAAGACCCUUGGAAGAAAUGUGAUAAAGCAUGGUGACUACAUCAUGCACAUGGACACCAGAGCCCCUUUAUUGUCCACAAUACGAUUGAAAUGUCCAAUCGUAUGAUACAUAUUUUUACCAAUUUGUCAAUGAGUUACUGACCGGUUUGGAGUGUGUUAAAACUACAUAUUUGCUCAAAUUAUUGAAGUCAAGCUGGCCAAGAUAAAAUCAAGUUAACCAGAAUCAGAAACUUCAAACUUGCAGAAGUCAGUCUCCUCGUUCUUGUAAUGCCCCUUAGGCGUUACUUUUACGUGUAUAGUUCCUACGAAAAAUUCCAAAUUGGCAAGUUUAGAUUUAUUUUUGGGUCCCUGCAAACGAAUUGACUUUUGAUGCAGGAAAGUGAAUCGUAUCAGGUCUCGGAUGUCCGGAAGGAUAUUGCCUAGAUUCUGGUUGAUUUUUUAAUCUUGGAUGGCUCCCCGCCAAUGAAAGAAGUGAGGCAGAUAUUUUGAAAGGGACAAAUGGGAAACAGAAAACAAAAUUUUGAAGAGUUGUAUUUAUUUGAAACGUACAACAAUGGUUUGUUAAAAAAAUGCCCCAAUUCAAAUUUCGUACCUGAUUCCUGUGAGGUGGAUCUUCAGGUUGGUUUGAAUGUGUAAUUGAUUGGAAUUGUGCAGUACUGGAACUUGCUCAUCUUGGGCAGGUUUUAGUUUGCAUCAUGAUCAAAUAACAUUGCCCAUCCACCUCCCUCAUUUGGCCUCUUGAAAAUAGAAGAUUAUGAUUUGUGAUGUUGGUCAGAAGCUCAAAUGUCACAAACCCAGAAAAAUACAAAAAAUGAAAAUUUGAAUUUUGCCACGAACACCGCAUAAAACAGUCUUGUUACACUCAAUGAAUAUAUAGCCAAUAUUGAAUUUGAUUCCCGUCUCAUUCUCAUCCCUAUAAUGUUCAGACCUCGCGCCCCAUUGUGAACGCAUAAAUAAAGCAUCAAGAUCCCAUUGUUUCGGAGAGAACAUGCUAAUUAGUAGAAGAGAGCCGAAUAUUUUUCGAUUGUAAAAUGAAAGCACUAUUUCAUUGUUGGCAUUUCUCCCCUCACCACACUCCCAUCCAUCACAACACCGAGAAUUUGCUUAUCGAUAUAGAAAAGGCCCUGCCUGGCAUGGUUAAAUACUUAGCUUGAAGUAGCGUCAAAUCCCAAAAUUUAUGAAUCUGCUGAAAGGUUUUUCAUCAGGUUUGGUAACCAACGUUGGACCGCCAUUUAGGAAAAAAAAUAAAUUCAGUGUCUUGAUUGUCAUCGUGUACAGUACUCUUAGUUAAAACAUGCUGUAUUUUUGUUUGUUGAGAAUAAACGUGCUAUCGUUUGAUAAA
Molecule: messenger RNA, 5189 nt
Organism: Tigriopus californicus
Lineage: Eukaryota; Metazoa; Arthropoda; Copepoda; Harpacticoida; Harpacticidae
Exons: 1
Coding region: 693-3425 (910 amino acids)
Biological process (GO): cell differentiation; negative regulation of transcription by RNA polymerase II; positive regulation of transcription by RNA polymerase II
Molecular function (GO): nuclear receptor activity; zinc ion binding; RNA polymerase II cis-regulatory region sequence-specific DNA binding
Source: RefSeq, a predicted model, not a curated record